Centropristis striata (black sea bass) is the source of this 927-nucleotide messenger RNA. RefSeq names its product pyrin-like. The record is from RefSeq and is a predicted model, not a curated record. NCBI's taxonomy places the organism in Eukaryota, Metazoa, Chordata, Actinopteri, Perciformes, Serranidae. The coding region runs from base 1 to 927 and encodes 308 amino acids. The transcript has 2 exons. Gene Ontology annotation, molecular function: protein binding.
AUGUCUGCUGCGGUCAGCUGUCUGCUGACUGAAGAUCAGUUUCUGUGCUCCAUCUGUCUGGAUGUGUUCACUGAUCCAGUCACCACACCAUGUUUUCUACACAAGAACAGAGCUGCAAGUGAAUCUGAAAUCUCUGAGCUGAAGAAGAGAAGCACUGAGGUGGAGCAGCUCUCACAGUCUGAAGACCACCUCCACCUCCUCCAAAGCUGCACCUCCCUGAACGCUGCUCCACCCACCAAAGACUGGACAGAAGUCACCGUCCAUCCACCUUCAUAUGAGGGGACUGUGAGAAGAGCUGUGAAUCAGUUGGAGGAGACGCUCAGUAAACAGAUGAAGAAACCGUUUGAGGCUGAGCUGAAGAGGGUCCAGCAGUCUGCAGUGGAUCUGACACUCGAUCCUGAUACAGCACAACGCAACUUAAUCUUGUCUGGUGAUGGAAAACAAGUUAAACAUGGUGAUGUGAAGAAGAAACUUCCAAACAAACCAGAGAGAUUUGAUCAUUGUGUCGAUGUCUUAGCAAAGCAAAGUUUCUCCUCAGGGAGAUUUUACUACGAAGUUCAGGUUAAAAUGAAGACUGACUGGACUUUAGGAGUGGCCAGAGAGUCGAUCAACAGGAAGGGAAACAUCCCACUGACACCUCAGAAUGGUUACUGGACAAUAAGUUUGAGGAAUGAAAAUGAGUAUGAUGCUCGUGCUUACCCUGCAGUCCGUCUCUCAUUGAAAUCUCGGCCUGAGAAGGUGGGGGUGUUUGUGAAUUAUGAGGAGGGUCUGGUCUCCUUUUAUGAUGUUGAUGCUGCAGCUCUUAUCUACUCCUUUACUGGCUGCUGCUUCACUGAGAAACUCUACCCAUACUUCAGUCCAGCUCUCAAUUAUGCUGGUAAAAACUCUGCCCCUCUGAUCAUCUCUCCUGUCAAUCACGCUGAGUAG